AUGGUCGUGGUGGUCGCCCACUUGCUUGCAGGUGAGACUGCGCCUAGCGUCCACUUGCUGGCACUCAACUCUCACCUGUGGCUCCACGUAGCUGAUCUCUGCUCAGCGGCCAUACCCCGGGCAACCGUCUCGACCGGCGGACUAAACCAGGUGAGGGGGCCCUGUGCGCUGUGCCGUGUGCACAGGGUUUGCGGAUUCCGCUGGAUGGAAGGUCGGAUGGAACCUUGCGUCGGCACCGUCGUGACGUGGUUCGUCUCUGCACGCCGCUGGACAGCCGGUGACGGGAUGGAUCUCCACAUCGACAUCGCCUUGACGCGCCCACCUACGCCGUCGGAGACCGCGGCUUACGGCGAAUUCGAGUCGCUCUCCACUACAACCCGAAGUCGUGGUCCCAUAGUGGAGUUCGGCCGUGCCACAACGGCACAUGGCAGCCCUAUUCAGGGAUGGCACUGCCAGCCCCCACGAGGAGAAGGGCCUAGAAAAGGUGGCCUAAACAUUGCUGGGUACCACGCCGUCUCCAGGCUAGCCAGGGCCGCAGACGUCUAAUCAUGGUCGAAACAAUCAAAAUCGAAACAUCAACAAUACCAAUAACAACAACAACAACCAUACUCAUUCUCCUCAUCCUACCUCUUCUUCCUCUUCCUCUGCCUAUUCUUCUCCUUCGUCACCUUCCUCUCCAUCUCCUUCCCGUCACCCCACUCGUUGUCACCAGACUGGCAGGGUGAGCCCGCUCACUCUGGCAGCCUGGAAUGUUCGUUCCCUUUUAGACAAUCCGAGGAGCAACCGACCGGAACGGAGGACGGCGCUAGUGGCACGAGAACUGGCGCGCUACAAGGUGGACAUCGCCACACUCAGCGAGACCCGAUUCUCCGAACGAGGCCAACUGGAGGAGGUGGAUGCCGGCUACACCUUCUUCUGGAGCGGUCGACCCAGGACAGAGCGACGGGACGCGGGUGUCGCCUUCGAACAGUAA
This is a messenger RNA of Spirometra erinaceieuropaei, 973 nucleotides long. The record is from the annotation of a GenBank genome assembly. NCBI's taxonomy places the organism in Eukaryota, Metazoa, Platyhelminthes, Cestoda, Diphyllobothriidea, Diphyllobothriidae.